ACGCUUACGAGAUUUGCUCAGGCAUUGCUAUUUGUUUUCAUUUUAUAUCAGGCGCCAAUUAAUAAGUGAAGUUUUAUUAAAACACAUUUUAAAACUUGUGCAUAUUUGACGUAAAUUGUAAACAAACUGCUAAUUACCUAUUACCUGGCCAGAUUGCCUGUCGGCGCCAAAAACAAUAAUGUCAUCUUCCAAGCGGAAAUCCGUGCCAGGACAACAGAAACUAACCACGCCAGAGAAGCGUCGUCGCAGUGGUCAGACUGAUGGUACAACGGCAACGAGUGCAGCUACAGGCAGAACGUAUGCUGCGGCAGCGGCGGGUCCUGACAAUGAACCGGAAGCGGCAGAGCAUCACGCAUUGGAUGAUGCUAAUAUAUCGGACGACGACGAAGGCGGAACGCGAAUUGGCGAUAUUUAUAUACCCCCACCUAUACCACCCCAUUGUUCAACUGAAAGUAAAGGGCCCCGUUUGAUUAUCAAAAAAAUUGAAAACAAAAAUUUCAAAAGCUACGCUGGUACAGUAGUACUGGGCCCUUUCCAUCAUUGUUUUACGGCUAUUAUUGGACCAAACGGUAGUGGCAAGAGCAAUGUCAUCGAUUCCAUGUUGUUUGUGUUUGGCUAUCGAGCCAAUAAAAUUCGUUGCAAAAAAAUAUCGACAUUGCUGCAUAAUUCCGCUAGAUAUCCCAAUAUGUCAAUGUGUUCGGUGGCGGUGCAUUUCCGGCAAAUAUUGGAUAAGGAAGAUGGCACGUGCGAGGAAAUCCCAGACAGUGAUAUUGUAGUUGAACGCACAGCAUUUCGCGAUAAUUCCUCUUAUUAUACGAUUAAUGGACGGCGGGUACAGUUUAGAGAAGUAGCAAAACUGUUGAAGAAGCACAACGUCGAUUUGGAUCACAAUCGUUUUUUGAUAUUGCAGGGAGAAGUGGAGUCGAUUGCGAUGAUGAAGCCGAAGGGACUAUCUGAAAACGAAUGCGGCAUGCUCGAAUAUAUGGAAGAUAUCGUUGGUACAACACGCUAUAAGGAACCGCUUGUCAAAAUAAAUGAGCGUGUGGAGCAUUUAACGGAGGAGCGCACAGAGAAACAUAAUCGCUGUAAGCUGGCCGAACGUGAAAUGAAAGAUUUAGAACAGCCUUAUAAUGAAGCAGUCGAUUAUCUGCGGCGCGAGAACGAAAAUACGCGUACUAAAAAUUUGCGCAUACAAAAAUAUCUCAGUGAAAAGAAUAAAAAGCUGGAGGAAUAUAAGAAAGAGCAAGACACAAUAAUGGUAGAGUUGAAAGAGCACGAUGAUGCGGCUGAAAAGCUCAAACAGGAACGGGAAGAAAAGGAGAAACUGAUUCGCGAAGAAAUGGCCCAAUUUGACGCUCUUCGCAAAAAGAAAGAAUCAAUUGAAAAACAAUGGGAAUCGGCGCACAAAAACUUUACGGAAGUACAGCAGACGAUGGAUAUGACUAACAAGCGGCGUAAGCAGCAUAAAACGCAAAUGGAAAAACUUAAGGACGAACUUGUUGAUCUACGUAAAGUACCUAGUAAAAACGAAAAAGAAAUUACAGAAUGCUUAAAAAAGGUGGAGAAAUUAAAUAAGGAUAAAUCUACUAUGGAAGAAGAAUUGCAAAAGAACUAUGUGACGCUAGAGAAAACGACAAAACCAUUGAUUGAGAAGCGUGAAAAGCUUGAAACCGAGUUGGUCGAACUAAAGAAGCACGUUGAUGACGCUAAAGCCGCUUUGGCACUUUCGGAAUCGGAAUUGAAAAUUCUUAAGCACGAUGAAACCACAGAAACACGCAAAUAUGAAUCGUUGAAAACGUCAUAUGAGGAAUCGAAUAAGAGUUUGGAAGAAAAACAAAGUACCAUACAAGAAAUGAAAGAUCGUUUACCUGAAAUACAGAAAGAGAUUGUUGUAAAAACGCAACAAGUGCAGAAAUUACAAAUGGAAGAGCAACAAAAGCGUGGUCAGCUUAUGACGCUCACGGCUGAGAUAAAUGAAAAAACUGUGAGUUUGCAAACCACGCGAUCAAAUAAUAAAGUGUUGGACUUCUUAAUGCGACAAAAGAACGAAGGCAAAAUAGCGGGGAUUUUGGGUAGAUUGGGUGAUUUGGGCGCCAUUGACUCCAAAUAUGAUGUAGCCAUUUCAACUGCCUGCGGACGUUUGGAUGACAUCAUCGUAGAUACAGUCAACACUGCGCAAGAGUGUAUAGAACACCUUAAACGCUUUGACAUUGGACGAGCCACAUUUAUUGCGCUAGAGAAAGUAAAACAUUUAGAAAAACAAUCGGGACCCAUACAAACUCCCGAAAACGCACCGCGACUAUACGAUUUAGUACGCGUCGAGGAUGAACGCAUACUCCCCGCCUUUUAUUUUGCGCUUCGCAAUACGCUCGUUGCUACUGACCUUGAACAAGGCUCACGCAUUGCUUACGGUGCCCGACGUUAUCGAGUUGUAACGCUGAGUGGUGAUGUUAUUGAAACAUCUGGUACCAUGUCAGGCGGUGGUCGUACGCAAAUUCGCGGCAAAAUGGGCACCAAAGUACAAACAAAGACCAAGCAAACAGCCGACUCGUCCAUGGUGUCCCAGAAAGCUUUGGAAGAAAUGCAAGUACAGGCCGAGCAAUUGCAAUCGCAAAUAAAUUAUAGCCAAGAGGAACAGGGACGUUUGGAACGCGAAAUACAUCAGCUCAGUAUAAGCAGGCAAGAAAAUGAGUCGGGAAUACAAAAACUGGGUAUCACCAUCAAGAGUUUGGAGGAGCAAUUGCCGCGCAUUUUUAAGCAAUUAGAGGCACAGAAGAAGCGCAUGCAACAAACAACCACCGAUGCAGCAAAGGUGAAAAAUAUGGAGGCUGAGAUUGCAAAGAAACAAAAAAAUCUGAGCUGCUCCGAGGACGAGGCAGACAAAGUAGCUAAGAAAAUUGCCGAAGUUAAAAAAGAGAUUGAUAGUAUACAUGGCGAUAAAGUGAAGUCGGUACAAACGAAAAUCAACAAUUUGGGCACACAGAUUAAGAAGCUAAACAACAACAUAUCCAAGUUAAAAGUUGAAGUCACAACUUCCGAACGUAAUGUGGCAAAAAUGGAAAAACAAAUCGAACAAUUGAAUGAGGAUAUAUUAAAGGCGCAGGAUGAGUUGGUGGAGAUGAGUAAGAAACGGCAACAUUAUGACGAUGAAACCGCGCGGCUAGUGAAGGAGAUCGAAGAGGCACAAAAGGCCAUAGAAAGUGCUAAGAGUGAAUCGUCGGGAAUGCAAAAGGAAAUCGCAGCAUUGCAAAAGCGUGAAGGCGAGAGCACGCUGAAGCGAGUGGAGAUCGAUCAAAAACUUCAAACCGUUACCGCCAAAAUAUCUGACGUGAAAUCUCAAAUUCCUCACUGGCGUGAUCAACUGAAACCGUUGCGUCUGCACGAGAUUCCUGGUGAUUCCGAACCGCAACCACCGCUCAAAACAUACACCGAAGAGGAACUGGCCGCACACACACUCCAAGACAUCCAAUACAAAGAGAGUGUGCAAGAGGAGUUGCUAAAGAAGAAACCCAACCUCUCGUGCAUCGACGAAUACAUUGAGAAGCGAAAUGUGUAUUUGGAGCGCGUAAAAGUGUUGGAAGAUAUCACCUCCAAACGUAAUGAAAUGCGGCAGCUUUAUGAUGAUCUACGCAAGAAGCGCUACAAUGAGUUUAUGCAGGGUUUUAAAAUUAUCACGCGCAAGCUAAAAGAGAUGUAUCAAAUGAUUACGCAAGGAGGAGAUGCCGAGUUGGAACUGGUCGAUUCAAUGGAUCCCUUCACAGAGGGUGUCAGCUUCAGUGUACGGCCGCCGAAGAAAACAUGGAAGAAUAUAUCGAAUUUGUCUGGUGGUGAAAAGACCCUCUCCUCUUUGGCCCUGGUAUUCGCGCUGCAUUAUUACAAACCGUCGCCUUUGUACUUUAUGGACGAAAUAGAUGCUGCGCUUGAUUUCAAAAAUAUCUCCAUAGUCGCACAUUACAUAAAGGAGCGAACCAAAAAUGCCCAAUUCAUCAUCAUAUCCCUGCGUUCCAAUAUGUUUGAAUUGUCCGAUUAUAUUGUGGGUAUAUAUAAAGUAAAAGAUUGCACAGAUUCUGUGACGAUUAAAAAUGUUCCGCCACCCUUGCCGCUGUCACAAAUGCAAACACAGUUGCCGACGCAACCGACGAAUGAUACAAAUUCGUUGUUUGACCAACUUAAGAAAAAGAUUCCAGCUUCACAGGGUAUACCAUUAACGCCUUUGGAAGAGGACUCAGAGAAUGCGCCUCCUUCACAGGAUCGUGAAACCUUAUUUAUGCCGCUUUCGCAAGGUCGCGAAACAACCUUUGCCCCGCCCUGCGAGAGUACCGUGCUAUCACAAAUGGUACAAGGGGACCUCGCUAACGAGACAGGUCGUUCAACAAUUUCGACUGUAGGCGCUGGUACUCACAGCAGUAUUAAUGAUACAUUCUUUAAGAAACCCCUGCCGCCUGCCCAAAAAGCGACAUCCUGAGUUAUUAAGCGCAGAUGCACUUGGUUUAAGGUUAUUAUUUUUUACGCCUCCUAGCAUGUUAAGGAUCCCAGGCCUUCGAAGAGCGUCAAACGAUGUUUCGUUGGGUCAUUGAAACACCCAUCUGCUUGUAUUAUUGAAACCAAACGUAAUCUCUAACAUUUCUAAUGCAAACUCGACAAAUAAUAUCAGAAGACGGGUGCUUCAAUUUUGUUAACUUUUUUGCUUGCACGACUUAAUAUUAUUUUUUAUAUAUAUCAUCACCGUUGUUAUUGACGCAAAAUUAUUACGAUUGUCCACACUUAUAAAUAUUGAACUGCUUAUAAGAAUUUGUAACCGUGACUUAUCUACGUAUGCAUGUAUUUUGUUCAUUUUGGUUGAAAAGCAAAAAUAAACAAUGUAAUAAAUUUUAUAAGGAAGUGUUGAAACGA
Anastrepha ludens (Mexican fruit fly) is the source of this 4893-nucleotide messenger RNA. It is a transcript of the gene glu, whose product is annotated as structural maintenance of chromosomes protein 4. Gene Ontology annotation, molecular function: ATP hydrolysis activity; ATP binding; protein binding. Gene Ontology annotation, cellular component: chromosome. Lineage: Eukaryota; Metazoa; Arthropoda; Insecta; Diptera; Tephritidae. Gene Ontology annotation, biological process: mitotic chromosome condensation. The record is from RefSeq and is a predicted model, not a curated record. The transcript is spliced from 10 exons. The coding region runs from base 179 to 4465 and encodes 1428 amino acids.